This is a messenger RNA of Microthlaspi erraticum, 639 nucleotides long. The record is from the annotation of a GenBank genome assembly. Lineage: Eukaryota; Viridiplantae; Streptophyta; Magnoliopsida; Brassicales; Brassicaceae.
AUGUGCGAUGUUUACAGGUCUUACUUUCGGUGUGCCUAUGCGAAAGAACAAAAUUGCAAAGCUGCAAAGCGGGUGCAGAAGAUCAAAGACGAUCCUCCAGUGUACCGAACCACUUAUUCAGGAAAACAUACGUGUGCUUUUGCAGUCGAUAUGAAUAACGAUGAUGAUACAUACGAUUCCAAAAUUAUCCACUUCGAUAGAUGCGACCAUGUUAUGUCUGGAUCGGUCACGUCAGUUAAUCACCAAGUAAUUACCAUGGAGUACAAAGCCACGGACCAAAACCAAAUCACGAACCAAGAAUGUGAUGAUAACGAGUUCUUGGUGGAUGAUGACAAGUUUUGGGCCCAACCACUCACUGAGGCUGAGUUCUUGCAUCAGUCUCCCCGAGCUGCCUGGUUAGGAUUGAAAAAGUUACCUCUAGAGAUUGGCAAGCUGCAGAAGCUGAAGAAGAUCUCGAUGAGCAAGUGUGGGAAAUGCGAAUUGCCGGAUUCAGUGAGGAAUCUAGACAAUCUGGCGGUGAAAUGUGAUGAAGAAACUGGAUUAUUCUGGGAAAGGUUGAAGCCCAAAAUGAGAAACUUGAAAGUUAAUGAGGUGGAAACAGAGCAUAAAUUGGAACAUAUUGCGUUAAGAUGUAAAUGA